GUUUUUGCAGUGCUGGACAUUAACCCAUGGCCUCACAUAUGGUAAACAAGAGCCCUACUACAGAGCCAUACCUCCAGCCCAAGAAUAUAAUAGAUUUAUCUGAUAGCAUUCUUCAGAAAUAUUGGCAGUUUCCUAGCUGAAUUACUCAGUUUUAUAUGUUGAUUGGUUUUGUAUCUUGCAUGAUCCCAAGGACCUCAAAUUUGCAAACAUCUUUGUAUAUACUAUUUGUCUUAAAAUGUUUACACAGUCUAGAUCUUUUAAGUUUUGUUAUUCUCCCCUCCUGUCUAUUUCUUAAGCAUACAUAACCAGCAACAUUUAUGGCAGUUGGUUUGUAGCUUCUAGUUGAAGCUAGGGAAGAAUGAGUUGUCAGAAAUUGGUCACUUUGAAUAUGGAAGGGAAGAUACACACAAGGCUUUCUACUGUACAUGUUUCCUGCCUUGGUUGGCAGAUAGAUGGCACAGAUCAAGAAUUCAAGAUGGUUGGUGGUCAGACUUUUGUGGACAGAGAUGUUAUAUUUAGUUUCAUCUUAGAUUUUUUGAGAACUCAUCAACUUUUAUUACCCACUGCUCAUUAUUUUUGGCUCAGAGAGGCUCUUUUCUAUGAACUCCAUAAUUUGGUUGAACUCUUCAAUCAGCACCUGCUGUCGUGGAGGUGCAUUUCCUGAGAUGAAACACUCAAGGUUUUUGGAGUAUUUGGCUCUUGCAGCGGAACAGUUGAGAUGUUAACUGGAAGGAUUACAGUGUUUACAGAGCAGGCUGCAAUGACCUUACUCCUGCUGCCUCCAAAAAGACCUAUUUACCAUGACCUAGUUUUCCAUUGUGCCUCUGAUGGCACUGCUGAGAACCAAAUUGGAAUCAGGUAUGUUUCUGUAAAACCUAAUAACCGAAAAUUGGUCAGUGGAACAAAUGUCAUUGGCUUACUUACUGACACUUCAUUACAUGAAUGUUUUUAUCUGGCUAGUACUAAAGCAGUAUCCUUGGAAGACAACAGUGAAUGCUACGGCUUUGCAAAGAUAAAAAGUCCUGAAGCCCCUAGCAUGGAAAAAACCAGAAAACCAGAGACUACCAUCAGGCUAGAGGAACCUGAGAAAAAGAAAUGA
Molecule: messenger RNA, 1099 nt
Organism: Octodon degus (degu)
Lineage: Eukaryota; Metazoa; Chordata; Mammalia; Rodentia; Octodontidae
Gene: Kcnrg
Product: potassium channel regulator
Biological process (GO): protein homooligomerization; negative regulation of delayed rectifier potassium channel activity
Cellular component (GO): endoplasmic reticulum
Source: RefSeq, a predicted model, not a curated record